AGUUCCCUUUGAGCGGGCAUAUCGAGUGAACCGAAACUUUUCAAGCUAUUUUCGGAGCUGCGUGCUGCAGCGAAAUGGCGCCCCUAAUAGCAGUACCAGCACUAAGUGCAACAGCAACAGCAACAGCAACAGCAGCAGCAGCAACAGCUGCACCAACAAUUGCUGCAACAGUAACAACUGUAGCAACAACAGCAGCAGCAUCAACAACUGCAGCAGCAGCAGCAACUAACAACAGCAGCAACAACUGCAGCAGCAGCAAUAACUGCAGCAGCAUCAACUGCAACAACAGCAGCAAUAACUGCAGCAGGAGCAACAACAGCAGCAGCAAUAACAACGACAACCCCGGCUAGCAUUGUGAUCAACUGGUACCCCACCAGCGCCCCUAGCACCAUUGGACCAUAUUGGAACAAUGGCUUCUAUUACGGCAAUGCAUUUUAUAUUGUGUGGGUGUUCGUCUUUUGCUUAUUGAUGCUACUCCUCGUCCCAAUGUCGGUAAUAAUGCGCAAGCGUAAGGAGAAUUUACGCAGACUAGCCAUGCAGAGGCAACGAGCACGGCAACAAAUGGAGAUUAGCGUUACCAACAAUAGCACAGCGAACACAGGCAACAACUGUGGCAAUGGCAACGGCAACGUUUGUAUUCAGGCCGACAACGAUAUAAACGACAUCCGUAUAUUACCCAAGGGCAUGGAUCUACCACCCAGUUACGAUGACCUUAGCAUCAACAGUAAUGUCAAGCAAGAGGGCAUCAUGGGGGCCUCCACACUGACAAUAGCCACUGAUUUGGAGUGCAGCAAUCCGAAUCUGGCAGUAGCUGUAAAUGAGCCACCACCAGAAUAUGAUCCGAGAUUCAUAGGUAGUGCAGCCCCACAAUCAACCACUGUAUCUACAACAACUGUUGUUUCGGUUACGCCAAGAAUCUAAUUUAACAGCACUCCUAUAUAUUUUACAACUAUGUAUAUUUAAUGAAAUGGAAAUAAAAAAAAAUGCACUUCCUUAAAUGGAAACUAUUGGAAA
Molecule: messenger RNA, 1014 nt
Organism: Drosophila grimshawi
Lineage: Eukaryota; Metazoa; Arthropoda; Insecta; Diptera; Drosophilidae
Exons: 3
Coding region: 469-921 (150 amino acids)
Source: RefSeq, a predicted model, not a curated record